Molecule: messenger RNA, 4163 nt
Organism: Panthera uncia (snow leopard)
Lineage: Eukaryota; Metazoa; Chordata; Mammalia; Carnivora; Felidae
Product: protein kish-A-like
Exons: 2
Coding region: 2611-2838 (75 amino acids)
Biological process (GO): protein secretion; intracellular transport
Source: RefSeq, a predicted model, not a curated record
UUGUUUAUUGAGUUCCAUGUAUUUAACCAACAUUACAUUUUAAAUUUUUAUAAUUUCUACAGUUGAGAAUAUAAACAUGAUUUUGUUCUUAUAAUGAAUGUAGUUACAUCAGAUACUGUAUUUGGCUUAUGUUUGAAAAUAUUUAAUCUGACCAACUUAAUUAUCACCUUAGCACAUGUCAUUUUCAUCUGUACUUUAUUUGGUAAAAUAAUCCAUUAGAUAGUAUAAUCUUGAGAAGGGUAAGGUAGAAUUGAGUGGGGCUAGAAAGAAAUUAGAGGCAGUAGACAGGAGGAAGGAAGUAUCUCUCCCUUGUCUGUUUCCAUUGGUCCUUGACAUGUUAUGGAGUAAAUUGAAAUCAAGCAAACUUGGGUGAAAAGGAGACUGUUCGGUGCUAAGAGUUGGAAUUGUUGGAACAUGCACGCCCUGUUUUAGGAGUUUUCUGUAAAAUCCCCCUGGCAAAAGGAGAGGGAGUGAAGGAUGAAGUGAAACCACAAAUAGAAUUUUAGAUAAUACAGGGGCACCUGGGUGUCUGUUUCACGAUUUCAGCUCCGGUCAUGAUCUUGCGGUUCGUUAGUUUGAGCCCCGCAUUGGGCCCUACACUGACAAUGAGGACCCUGCUUGGGAUUCUCUGUCUCUCUUUGUUCCUCCCCCACUUGUGCAUGCUCUCUGUCUCUCUCUGUCUCCGUCUCUCUCGCUCAAAAUAAAUAAACUUAAAAAAAAAGAAUUUUAGACAAUGCAACGGUAUGGUUAGAAUAGGGAUAAGACAGAAACCCAGCAGUUACUGGUUAUGAUAUGGGAAGUUUUGCUGUGUUUUAUGUUUAACACAAAGCUGAGACUUCUGUAUAUCAAGUGUAAAUAGCACGUGUGCCAGACGUGAGAAAAGACUGUGAAGUUCUGCUAGGAAGCUAGCGAAUACAUUGGGUAGCAUGACUCAGUGCUAUACUUACAUAUGUAGGUUAACCCAGUUAAAAAAUAAUAACAUUUCAAAAAAUAUAUGCUCAAUACACAAAAGCUAUCAUGUAGAAUAGCACAAAGAAAAGAUUACACGUAGGCCCAGAACCAGUGAUAACUGUGGUUAUAAUUUUGGUAUAUCUUUCUAAUUUUUUACUCUAUGGAUAUAUAAGUUUACCAGUAAAUCAUUAUCACAAGAUGAUCGUCUUUUUUUUUUUUUUUAAGAAUUUUUUAAUUUUAAUUUUAUUUUUUAUUUUAAAGUUUAUCUUUUUGAGAGAGAGCAUGCAAGUUGGGGAGGGACAGACAGGGAGAGAGGGAAUCCCAAGCAGGCUCCACACUGACAGCACGGAGCCCGACGUGGGGCUGGAACUCAAGAACCGCAAGAUCAAGAUCUGAGCUGAAAUUAAGAGUCGGACGCUUAACUGAGCCACCCAUGUGCCCUCCCCCUUUUUAAAAAUAGUUUAUUUACUUAGAGAAGGAGAGAGAGAAUCCCAAGCAGGCUCCGUGCUGUCCUCACAGAGCCCGACGCAUGGCUUAAUCCCAUGAACUAUGAGAUCAUGACAUGACCCAAAAUGAAGAGUCGAAUGCUCAACCAACACAGCCACCCAGGCGCCCCCCCCUUUUGACUAAUUCUCAAAUACGGAUACUUAUUAAUGGGAUAUGUGUCAUUCUGAGCAUCACAUAACCACGUAAACCUUGGAAUUAGAUCGGACACUGUCACCCCCACGGUUCUGUCUUAUUCCGCAUUGAGGCUAGUGGUCCUUUUUAUCCCAGUCACCACCAAAAACCUCAGCUCUACAAAGACAGGACAGGACCGAAAGGAAUGAAGGCUGUUACAGUUCUGAGGCUGUGAGCCAUAAGCAAGUAGUUUGCAGGGCGCAUGAUGGAUGUCAAGUAUGACAGUUGCCCUUAGGAACAUGUAAAUAUUCUUCAUGACCCUGGGACAGUUUGAUGUGAAGUUCAGGAACUGCAGCAUUAAUGCGUUUAUUAGGAUUGUUCAGGUUCUUCAUAACUUUUGAGUUUGCUUAGUUGGGUAUCUUUUUAUCUAGUACUUUGUCUAUUUUACCAAAAUGCUUAAUGUUACUGUCAGAAAUUGUUCAUAAUAUUCUUAAAUUUUUAGUAUAUUCUACAUUUGUAGUUAUAGCUGCACUAAAUUUUGAAUAACACUUAUGUCUUUACCUUAUUUAUUUUUUGAUCAAUCUGGCAAGAAUUGUAUUAGUCUUCACAUUGGCCUUGUUAACUCUUUUACAUUUUGUCUUCUUGAGGCACCUCGGUGCCUCAGUCAACCGGUUAAGCAUCCGAUUCUUGAUUUCAGCUCGGGUCAUGAUCUCAUGGUUCGUGAGUUUGACCCCUGGGUCUGGCUCUGUGCUGAGAGCGUGGAGCCUGCUCCAAAAUAAACAGUGUGGAACUUGCUCUCAAAAUAAACAAACAUUUAAAUUUUUGCUUACUUCCUGCCUUUUAUUUUAUUAGAGUUUAUUCUAUUGUUCAUUUCCCAAGUUAGUUACUUAUUGGUCUUCAGCUAUUCUUUUAUGUAAAUAAGCUUUUUCUAAAGAUCGUUUUAGCUCUAUUUCACAUAUUUUAAUACAUAUUUUCAAUUGCGUUCAGUUCCAUUUUCUAAUUUCCAUCGUGAUUUUUCCUUGAGUAAUUGGUUAUUUAGAAAUGUUUUUCAGAUGUGGCUGGGGCUUCACUGGCCUCACUAUGUCUACCGUUUUCGGUUUCCAGAGUCUGUUGACUGUAAUCUUGCUGCUUAUAUGUACCUGUGCUUAUAUCCUAUCCUUGGCACCCGGCCUCCUAGACAGAAAUAAAACUGGAUUGUUGGGUAUAUUUUGGAAGUGCGCCAGAAUUGGUGAACGGAAGAGUCCUUACGUCGCAGUGUGCUGUACAUGAUGGCCUUCGGCAUUUUCUUCAUACAGUAGCUGGGAAAAAUACCAUAAUUUAAUUGCCAGCAGAUUUCCGUAUGAAAAAAGGACUUAUCUAUAGAACAUAAUGGAAUGAAUAGUUAACUCUUUUAUCUCUGAACACUGAAUGAGAUAAAUUUCCAGCUGCUGUUCUCUAUUUUUGUUAUUGGACCAAUGUUCUAUAUAAAUAGGAUGUAACCAUUUAAUAUGCAGAGUUUAAUAUGUCUAACAAUCAAUGUGAGCAGUGUCACUACAAUAUUACGUUCUGCAAAUGUUACUCUGUCAGAUACCAGUUUUUAGUGAGGCAUCUCUGAGACACAGAAUAGAAAACAAAAUUGGGAAAUCACUUACUUCCCUUCACUGUGAUUUGGAAAUGAUAAAUCUUUAUGGGAUGAGACACUUUUCUGGGCUAGCUUUUUUAUUGAGAAAAAAAGGUUCAAUUUGUGUUGGUAAGGAUUGCAUUCAUAUUUAAUAAUGCUUGCUUUUCCUCUGGCCACACCAGAGCAUUAACAGAGUGCCUCUAAGCAAACUCUAUAGUGUAUUACAGACGUUUCAACUAUUUAAAACAAGCCUGUGCAGUUCUUAAGGAAGAAGGUAAAUGAGAUAUAACUUAAGAGUAGUAUUGGGAAAAUGUCCAUAUUUAACAUAAAAGUUUAGAAUAGCUGACUGGUCCAGUAGCCUCUGAAAACUCUAGAUAAGUAUGGAUAAAUAUCUUACGAAUAAAUUGACCAGCUGUCAUUCUCUGAAUAAGACUACAUUCUUAGAGUGAAAAGAACAAAAUAGAACAAUUCAGAAUGAUAAAAAAAAAAGUUUUUCAUUUCCAAGUUACGUGUUUCUAUUAGCUAUUUUUCUAACAUUUAUUUCUAAACAGUUUGCUUUGUGGUCAGAGAUGCGUUGUAUGAAUACUUUUUUUUAAAUUCAGUGAAAUUAACAUGAUACCUGGCACAGUCAGUUUUUAUCAUUGUUUUGUGUUUAAGUUUAUUUAUUUAUUUAGAGAGCAUGUGGGAGGGGCAGAGAGAGAGGGAGGGACAGAAUCCCAAGCAGGCUCCACACUGGACCGCGCAGAGCCCGACGUGGAGCUAGAACUCACAAACUGUGAGACCAUGACCUGGGCCAAAACCAAGAGUUGGACGCUUAACCAACUGAGCCACCCAGAUGCCCCUGGAAUUGUUUUAUAUGUGAUUGUAAAGAACUUCCAACUAUCUGAAACAAUAUUCAUGUAUGCCUAUUACAUCAAACUUGGAUUUUGGUUGAUCUGAAAAAUGAAGUUUGGUAUCAAAAAUGUCAUGACCCUGUAUGUAAAGCAGAAAACUU